Messenger RNA from Haliotis rubra (blacklip abalone), 1581 nucleotides. Its product is annotated as BPTI/Kunitz domain-containing protein 4-like. Lineage: Eukaryota; Metazoa; Mollusca; Gastropoda; Lepetellida; Haliotidae. The record is from RefSeq and is a predicted model, not a curated record. The coding region runs from base 54 to 368 and encodes 104 amino acids. The transcript is spliced from 4 exons.
AGCCGACGUGCCCGCAGUUAGACUGCAGCAACAACGUCUGCUUGGCAGGUUACAUGUUGAACUCCAAAGGCUGCGAGACUUGCAACUGUAGACUUGACACUGUAUGUCCAGUGUUCUUCUGCGCCAUCGACUGCCCCUUCAACGCCUACCGCCUCAACGUGGACGGUUGUCGUACAUGUCGCUGUCAGAACAGCGUCCCUGCGAUCUGUCCCCGUCUCACGUGCACGGACUUGGUCUGCCCUUUCGGGACGGAGGUCGACCCCAUCACCGGAUGUGACCUUUGCUCCUGCAGAUUCAAUUUUGAAAUGCGAGUCAUCAGGUGGCAAUGGGCGACGGAAGACCGGAGAAAACGUCGGAGUUUGGAAUAACCCGGAUGUGCAAGAAGUAACCCGGAUGUAACUCUGCCCUACCGGAAAUUGUACUUGUGUAACUAGUUGCUGGGGAACCAGUCGGAAGCGUUCAAUACAUUGUGGAUUCUAUGGAGGCGACCAGUUUAAGCUUGCGAUAUUGUAUGAUAUGUUUCUUGGACAGUUGUAUCAAAACUAUUGUUGACUGUAACGUUUACUGAUGACACGUGCUGCCUUCCCACCACAACUUGUCACUAUAUUUUUCAUGGAUGUGAAGAAGACCGAAACGGUGGUAUCACUAGAGCUAAUAAUGAAUUUAUAUAUUUCAAACCAAUAUCGAUAGUGUCUCGAUAUUUUCAUAUAGGUGCAGUUACAAUUCUUGUAGACACCAAACCAUUCUUCACCUGUGGAACGCGUCCUCUGUGUUGUCGACAGAGACGUGGGUAUAUGAGCAACGUCUUGUACAGAGAUAUAAUUUCUGUUUUCGUUUCAUUUCGAUCGCACUUUUGAGAUUUCCGUGUUUAAGACAUUUUAAGUGCGUUUCUGUGAAGGAUGCGGCCAAGGGGAGCCAUAUCCUAUGUCUAGGGUGUUGCAUACGGACCUUACAACAGAUACACCUGGGGCCGUUUCACAAAGCGAUCGUAGCGUUAAGACAUUGUUACUCCCGUACUUAAAUACUGGCAAAGUCUUCAAACGACAUUUUGAAGUGAUACACAAAAGUUGAUAAUAAAUAGAUGUAAAUUUCAUUAUUAUGCGGAUGGCAGCGUUCCAUAUUGUGUUCCAUCUUAAUAUGGAAGUUGACUUCACGAAUUCUCACCUUUGGAAGGUUACGACAAUAACGCUACGAUCGCUUGUUGAAGGUGCUCUGUGCUGAAACACCCCUUUGCUAAAUUUGAAAUACACAGAUAUACCCACGCGCUUAAAAAUACAGCUAUCAGGUACAGGAAGGUGGGGAUUAGGGUGUAUAUUAAAACCUGGCAAUCAGAGGUCAGUUAAUUCAUUUCAGUUAGAAUCAAAUUUGAAUUAAAUCAUUUAAAAUAAUUAAAUAAUUUGAGAACUUGAGAAGAACACAUAAUUUAUUAGAACCGGAUAUGCAUUAUUUAGAUGUAUUUUAAUGUGUACACAUUUGUAAACUCGAUCACCUUAAUGCAGAUAUUGUAAAGCGGGUUUGAAUCCCAUGCUGGGUUAUGUACGUUAAGGAAGAGGGAUCACAUCCACAACGCUAGAAGGUGUU